Messenger RNA from Erinaceus europaeus (western European hedgehog), 1940 nucleotides. It is a transcript of the gene DPT, whose product is annotated as dermatopontin. Gene Ontology annotation, biological process: collagen fibril organization. Gene Ontology annotation, cellular component: extracellular matrix. The record is from RefSeq and is a predicted model, not a curated record. Gene Ontology annotation, molecular function: extracellular matrix structural constituent. The transcript is spliced from 4 exons. The coding region runs from base 37 to 651 and encodes 204 amino acids. Lineage: Eukaryota; Metazoa; Chordata; Mammalia; Eulipotyphla; Erinaceidae.
ACCUAGGUGACACUUUCUGCCUGAAGCUGGGGUAGCAUGGACCUCACUCUGGUGUGGAUGCUCCUACCCCUGAUCCCCAUGGCCUGGAGCCAGUACGGGGACUACGGGUACCCCUACCAGCCCUACCAGCAGUACCAUGACUACGGCGAUGAGGGCUGGGUCAACCUCCACAGGCAGGGUUUCAGCUUCCAGUGUCCCCAUGGCCAGGUCGUAGUGGCUGUGCGGAGUGUCUUUAACAAGAAGGAGGGCUCUGACCGACAGUGGAACUAUGAGUGUGUGCCUACGCCCCAGAGCCUUGGGGAGCCUACUGAGUGCUGGUGGGAAGAGAUCAACAGGGCCGGCAUGCAAUGGUAUCAGACAUGCUCCAACAAUGGCCUGGUGGCUGGGUUUCAGAGUCGCUACUUUGAGUCAGUGCUGGAUAGAGAGUGGCAAUUUUACUGCUGUCGCUACAGCAAGAGGUGCCCGUAUUCCUGCUGGCUGACAACAGAGUACCCCGGGCACUAUGGUGAGGAGAUGGACAUGGUUAACUACAGCUAUGACUAUUAUAUCCGAGGAGCAACCACCACCUUCUCUGCAGUGGAACGGGACCGCCAGUGGAAGUUCAUCAUGUGCCAAAUGACCAGCUAUGACUGUGAAUUUGAAAACGUCUAGAUCUGCCACAUGCUGGAGCUGGAGUCUCAGAGGCUGUGUGCCCCAUUAGUUUUGGCUUGUUCCUUUCCUCCAGGACUGGUGGGAGCUGUUCUGUUAGUCUCUGAGGCUUCUCUGAGCAAUGUACACUCAUAAUAAAGCACAGAGGCUCUAUCUUUCUCACCUUCACAUUCCACACCAAUAGUCUGGAACCUACAAUUUUUUUUCUCCUUCCUCUGUCCUUUUUUUCUUUCUUCCUUCUUUUCUUCCUCCUUCCUUACUUCUGCCCUUCUUUCCUUCUUCCUUCCUCCUGAUUUAUUUUCUUUCUUCCUCUUUCCUGCCUUCUUUCCUUCCUAGGAAAUGUACAGCACUGCUAAACUGCCUUCCAGUCCAACUUUUAUUCUAUAUUUUUAGAAACACCAAAGCAUCACUCCUCUGUCAUUGGAGUCCCCUUAUCUCUGUCCAUGAAACUCCCCUGUGGUACAGAGGUCAAGCCCAGGGUCUCUCACAUGGAAGACAUGUACUUUACCAUGUGCUGAGCCAAUCCUCAGGACCCCAACACUGGCUUUCUUGUAUACACACAGAGAGAGAGUGUGAGCUCACAGCCUGAACAAAGCUGCUUCCUGAAGCACCAUCCCAGCUUAGCUAUAGCUAUACUUUUACUGCAAAAUGAACCUCAAAUCUAGAGUUAAGCAAAAACUAGAAAGAGGUUGGGUUGUGGAGAAAGGGCCUGGAAUCAAUGGAGGGAGCAGGAAUGUAUUUCCAUAGUGUUGUAUGUUUGAGAAAAACAGGAGCUUUACUGAUAUCUGAGGGGACCUGACUCCAUCUCCCUCCUGGAAGCCUUGCUCUUCUAGAAGUCACUAAUUCACUCAUUCAAGAAGUGAGAAGAUGGGAUGAUUUGGGAGAUGGGAGGGACUGGUAACAAAUCUGAAAGAUUUAGAGUUGAAGAAUUUUAUAAAAUAGGAAGAAGCUAUUAGCACACUUGUUAUGGGAAAGGAUGGGAAGAAGGGAUUAAUCUAGCAGGCUCUGGUUAGAUAAAAGCAAACAGGAGAGAAGCCCUUGAAAAGUGAGGGGCAAAGGGGUCAGGUCACUUUGGGAAGGGUCACUGGCCCCUAGAGAUAUGGCAGGCCUCUUGCAAAGGCCAAAUGGGCCCAGAGUAGGGAGCUUCUAGAACACAGACUGAAUUGGUCUCAUAUUCCUUCUGCAUAUCAUUUAGGGGUAUCUUUUUCAGAGCUUUCCUCCAUCCUAUGGUUUCUCUGCCCCAGCCCUUUGUAUUCUAUCAUAAAGGGAAUAAAAUAUUAUGCAAGCAUCAA